CCUUUGUAGCCACUUUGAAAAAGAACUCUUCCUUCUUUCUUCUCUACUUCUUACACAAGCUACUUCUUUCCUUCCCCUUUCCUCUAUCCAUUCUAUCUUCUCUCUCUAUUCUUGCUACACGUUUCUAGUUUCUACAACUCUCUAUCCAUUCUUCAACAACGGCAUUCACCAGAUGGCUACAUCAAGAACAGCACCCAUGAACAUCCCUCCAUCUCAUCCCACCAACCCAUCCUUGUCAUCCUCCACUUCCUCAUUGAUGCUGUCUUCCCCCCCAUCUUUAACUUUUGGCGAGAGUCUAGCUGAUUCUGGCUAUGAGUCAUCCUGGCCUUCUCUUUCCGAGGCUGCUGCCUGGACCCCACUCUCUCUGCAAAAACGUCCAAUCAGUCUGUCGAAACCACUAUCCUCAACAGCUUACAAUUCUCUUAAUAGCAUCAACAUCAAUAGAACUGCAGCUUCACCAGGUGGCAUUGAAUACGUCCCGUCCAAUUCUUUCGGUAAGAAUGGCGGGAAUGGUUGGAACCAUCAGCCAAUACAGAAAAGACAGGGGCAAGAUCAAGUCCAGAAAGCGGCUCGUCAGAGCAAGAACCGCCGAAGAAAUCAACGAACACAGGCAUACCAAGCCAAGGGGUUAAUGCAGCUUCAGCAGCAUAUGGUGAUGCCCUUAGUUGACUUUGGUUCACCACAGAUGGAGGAUGACGACCAUUAUUUUGGUGCAAUAGAUCCCCCCAUCCCUCUCAGUGUCAUACCCCGCGGAUGGCUUUAUGAAGAAGAACAUGCCCCACCACCAGCUGAUGAUAUUUUGAUUACAUUACCAAAGCGAGAGUGGAUCUAUGAUUCCAGUGGCCCUAUGUCAAUGGACGCAAAAUCAUUUGUGCUUAUGUCCUGGAACGUUCUCUCACCCAAAUUAUGCCAUGCUUCAAGGCUGGAUGCGAAUUGUGAGCCUGUCUUCCUGGAUUGGGAUUAUCGCAAAGAGGCCAUUUUGAAUCAGAUUGCAUUUGCAGAUGCAGAUAUUGUGUGUUUGCAGGAACUUGAGUUAAAGGACCAUGAUGAGUACUUCAAGCCUCGCCUGUCUCGUCUCGGCUUCCGAUCUAUUCAUGCUUACAAAAUGAAUAUGCAUGAAAUGCGGGAUGGAUGUGCGAUUUUUUAUCGUGACAGUCGUUUUCGACUUUUAACCGAAAAUGUGUUACGUUUCAAUCAAGUUGAGCUUGAUGAAGACGAUGUGAAGAGGCCCUCCAUGGCUCGUGAUACGGCCAUUCGAUUUAACUUGUUUCACAAUCUGGCCAUUGUGGCACUAUUUGAGAACAAAAGGACCAAACGUCAGGUUCAGGUGGCUACCACUCACCUUUUGGCCGACCCUGCAUUUCCUGAUGCCAAAAUGCUUCAAACAGCUAUUUUAACAUCAAAGUUAGAAGAGCUCAAAGCCCAAGCUAUGGUUCAACUGUCACCACCAGUAACAGAAGGAGAACUACUAAGCUCUUGUGAAGUAGCAUCAGAAGCCGCACCAGUACCAACACCAGCAUCGUCUCAUAACAUCCAUCGUUGUCCGCACCAUCAACAUCGACAUCAGCAUCCUCAGCAGCACAUCCCCACAAUUCUCGCAGGAGACUUCAACUCGCUUCCGGACAGCUCUGUCGUCGAAUUCUUGAAAACUGGCAAGGUUGAAACGCGCCACUUUGGUGGCAACGAUUUUGGACGAUUUACAAGGGCAGACAAUAAAUACUUUUAUCAUCAUUUGGAACUGGCUGACAGUUACAAAUUGUCUACUUUACCCUUCACAAAUGCGACACGCAAAUUUCAAGGAACGAUAGAUUAUUUGCUCUAUGAUCCAACUUCACUUGGUCUAAUCGGAUUCCUGGAUCAUUUAGCGACGGACCCAUCAUUGGACUUACAAUCAGGACAACCGGCUCUGGUAGCAUCAUUACCAUCAUCAACCACAUAUAAAACUUCCUCUGCCACUGCUGCAGAUGUUAGCGUAAAUAUGAGUUCUUCGGAUUUGGAUUCGGAAAUCGAAGUGGAGAUACCCUCGUCAGCGGCUUCAUCAGCCUCAGCAUCAUCUACAGCACCCAUCAACACAUCAGCUGGAGCUAGGGCAAGCAAUAACAGAAGACAUAGCAUAGAGAAAAAAAUCCUGCUCGAUUUUUCAAAACUAUUCAUCUCUAAUAACUUGGAGUCUUCAAAAGCAACAGCCUCAGCUUCAACUCCUGACACCAAUGCCUCGAAAGUUGUUCGAAAUGAGGAAGCAGGAACGAAUGUACGAGCGGCACUCCCGACAGCUCUGCCAAAUCAACACUUCCCAUCAGAUCAUAUUCCAUUGGUAGCAAUUUUUCGGGAACGAGAGUAUAUACCCUUAUGCACUCAAACUUAACUUCCUUAUUAUUUAAUUAUUUUAUUAUGCUGUACGCUAUUGUAAUAUUAUCCCUUGUACUGUAC
Lobosporangium transversale is the source of this 2430-nucleotide messenger RNA. RefSeq names its product Endonuclease/exonuclease/phosphatase. Gene Ontology annotation, cellular component: CCR4-NOT complex; nucleus; cytoplasm. Lineage: Eukaryota; Fungi; Mortierellomycota; Mortierellomycetes; Mortierellales; Mortierellaceae. Bases 173 to 2365 code for a protein of 730 amino acids. The record is from RefSeq and is a predicted model, not a curated record. Gene Ontology annotation, molecular function: poly(A)-specific ribonuclease activity. The transcript is spliced from 6 exons. Gene Ontology annotation, biological process: nuclear-transcribed mRNA poly(A) tail shortening.